Cylindrotheca closterium is the source of this 1455-nucleotide messenger RNA. The record is from the annotation of a GenBank genome assembly. NCBI's taxonomy places the organism in Eukaryota, Bacillariophyta, Bacillariophyceae, Bacillariales, Bacillariaceae.
AUGAAAUUCAUCUCGACUCUCUUGUUUGCUUCUUUGGCCAUCCGCAGUGCCAAUGCUAUCUACCUUCCAGCUACUGACUUUGGGGCAGGCUGCCUCAACUUUCAAGAUGACGGAAGCUGGACCCAAGUCCCUGAUUUUGUGACGAAUGGUCCAGCUUUGGUUGUUCCCGAAUCCCCCUUUCGAUUUAGCAAUGAUACCAGCUUUCCGGACGAAGCAGUAUGGGUGAAAGCCACUGGUGAACUCGCCGCCUCUGACAAUGAUUGGACUCUUGACAUUUUUGACACAAGUUCUCAGAACGGUGGCACACAUGAAGCUUGGUACAAGAGCAAUGACCAUGGCACGUUUGCUACGACUUGGCAUUCGACAUCUGCCAAUGGCAAUGAACACAACACAUUUCAGAUUGUAAUCUCGGAGGCCAUUGGGGGUGAUAUGGGAGAAGGAAACAACGUCUGCUUUUGCUACGGUGAUAUGCAGUGGGGACCAGGCGAUGUUCGUAUUGAAUCAUCUAACAAUACUGAUCAUACUCACAUCGACUUUUCGGGUGGAACUUAUGAGAGCACGGCCGACGACAACUCUCUUGACCACAAGACUUGUUGCUUCCAUGCCAACAAACUCAAGGAAUUGGGAUCCAGCGCAGACUUUGCAAGUCUCUGUCAUGCCCGAGCUACUGAGGCUGCUGGUGCCAAUGGGGAUCCACACUUCAAGACUUGGCAAAAUGAACACUUCGAGUACCAUGGACAGUGCGACCUUGUCUUGACCAAAGAUGCAGACUUUGCCAACGGACUUGGCAUUGAUGUUCACAUCCGCACCAAACUAGUGAGACACUGGAGCUACAUUAGGAAUGCCGUUAUUCGCAUUGGCAAUGACAUUUUGGAAAUUGAAGGCUCUGCUCUGGAGUUUGAUUCCGACACUCACUACUGGAUCAACUACGAGUCCCAAGGAGAACUCACCGAGUUUGCCGGCUUUCCCGUAACGAUGUUCUCUCAACAAGGAACCAAAGUCACCAAGAAUCGAAUCGAGAUUGACUUGGAUUCCGUCUACCCAGGACAAAAGAUUGUCCUUUCUACUUACAAGGAGUUUGUCAAGGUUUCUUUCGAGAAUGCCAAUGAGGAAUCGUUUGGAAAGACUGUUGGCAUUUUGGGCGAUUUCAAGACUGGUAAAACUUUGGCUCGCGAUGGCGUUACCGAGCUCGAUGACUUUACCGAAGUCGGGCAUGAAUGGCAAGUCCUUCCAUCGGACAAACAUUUGUUCCAUGAAGUCUCUGCUCCUCAAUUCCCCGAAAGAUGCAUCGAUCCCGAAGAUCCACGUGGGGAUCGCCGUCGUUUGGAUGGAUCUUCCAUCAGUGAGGAGGAAGCCGAAGCUGCUUGUGCUCAACUGGAGGACAAGUUGGACCGUAAGGACUGCGUAUAUGACAUCUUGGCCACCCAAGAUUUGGACAUGGCCGGAGCCUACUAA